AUGGCACCUACCAGGAAAAGCGGAUCUAAGAGACGUACUAUAGGGUUUUACUGCGACCUGUGCGAGAAAUCAUUCGCAGGAGACCAGGCCCGUCACAGUAGAAGACACGCACCGAACAAAGAUGACCUGAAGUGGAGAUGCGCUCUAUGCAAGGUCGCAGACUUGCAGAAGCAUAACGUGGUGCAACAUAUAGCCCGCGCACACCUUCGAGAUUCACGAUACCAUUGUUCCUGGUGCGAAGAGAAAUUCAGCUGUUCGUCCAACCUCUCGAAGCACAAGCACAUCGCCCACGGAUACGACUCGAACAGCCAUGCAGGGCCCUUGUCACAUGCAGGCUUACUUGAGGAUUGCGAAGAGCACCUCCGUGCUCCCUCCUGCUAUCAGCAGACAGCUUCCCGCGUGUUUGAGCCAACCGAGGCCAAGCCAAAGCUCUUUGAGUCAUGUGCCAACCGUGUCCUGACCGAGAACCCCAUCAAACUCGAUCAUGCUGAACCCUUCUUCGAACCCGAAGUAUUCGCGAAGCGCGGAGGAUCUGUCAAACGCGAGUGGUUAGUCGAGUACGACCCGUACGCGUACGUCAAGCGAAAGUUGUCUACCAAGGACGAGCUACGCACUGCGAACAUACCGUUCAUCAAACAGCAGUUAGACGUUCACGCAAAGCAGCCAAUAGAGCAGGCAGCAUCCUCUGCACGCGUGAAGCAGACACAAGUGCGACAUCUCAAACCAGAACCAUACGACAUCGAGCCAAGGCAGCCAAACAAGCAGGGGUCCGUCGCGACACGCAUCAAGCGCGAAGCAAGCGAGCCUUACGGCUUCUCGUCCAGCUCCAUCUCUCCAAUCCCUCCCCAGCCUUAUCCACAUACCUCUUCGAUACAUCGCAACACAAUCCGCGCAGUGGAUGCUGGGGCGUCGCAGACCCUCCACGGUGCCUACGUCCCACAGUCCCUGGGUCCAAUCGUCAAGAACGAGCUCAUGGAUGUGGACGUCAAACCCCCGAGUUUUCUCGAACCAUCCCACAUGCAACCGCAGGGUAACACUGUCGGGGCACAGCAACCGCUUCAUCCUGCAGGGGUCCAUCCCGCGCAGCUUUCGCGCUCCCAUUCAACGCACAUGCGGGCUCCCGGUCGGCCCAACGUUCUCAGAGCCUAUGCCACGUGGUAG
Dichomitus squalens LYAD-421 SS1 is the source of this 1161-nucleotide messenger RNA. RefSeq lists its product as uncharacterized. The record is from RefSeq and is a predicted model, not a curated record. Gene Ontology annotation, cellular component: chromosome. Gene Ontology annotation, molecular function: chromatin insulator sequence binding. The coding region runs from base 1 to 1161 and encodes 386 amino acids. Gene Ontology annotation, biological process: regulation of transcription by RNA polymerase II. The transcript has 4 exons. NCBI's taxonomy places the organism in Eukaryota, Fungi, Basidiomycota, Agaricomycetes, Polyporales, Polyporaceae.